This is a messenger RNA of Anopheles darlingi, 2520 nucleotides long. It is a transcript of the gene spz4, whose product is annotated as protein spaetzle 4. The record is from RefSeq and is a predicted model, not a curated record. Gene Ontology annotation, biological process: regulation of Toll signaling pathway; innate immune response; central nervous system formation. The transcript is spliced from 3 exons. Gene Ontology annotation, molecular function: Toll binding; growth factor activity. NCBI's taxonomy places the organism in Eukaryota, Metazoa, Arthropoda, Insecta, Diptera, Culicidae. Bases 255 to 2084 code for a protein of 609 amino acids. Gene Ontology annotation, cellular component: extracellular region.
GCAGAUGCGCAACGAUCAACGAGAUGUGUGCCUGAUAUGAUUGAACAAUUCGGUGAGCUUACGUAGCUUCGUAGCACUUGACUUCGGUUCACGACAUCGACAAGUACAUCGAAAAAGAGGAAGGGAGUAACAACAGUUUACUAUUUGGUAGUUUCCAUUAACGGAAAGCUAUUCACCAAAGUGACUAAGAACUGUGCUGAUAUCGUAGGAACGGAAUUUGGCAAACGAGAUCUCAACAACAAUCCAGAGUUGCCAUGGAGAUCCGCAUGCUACGACCACGUAACAAGCAAAUAUGGAGGUUGCUGGUGCAUUGCGUGACGCUUUGCAUCUUCAUACUUGGUCCAGUGGCAGCUGACAGUUACGGAUACGAUUCGGCUUCAUCGUGUGAUCCGACAAGAGCGUCACGCCGGGGACGUUCGCAACUGCUCAAGACGAUCCCGUGCGAUCUGAGUGUCCAGGCGUAUUGUAAUCUGCCCGGAUCUGCCUAUCCCUGGCAUGCGGUGCGUCGGUUUGUGCACGAAAACCAGGGUCUGAUGCGGCGGAUGUACGGUGACGUUCGCCAUAUCUCCGUGCUGAAGGAGGAGUUUGAGAACAACGAGAUCGACAUCGAUGACAUCGAUCGUGCGGCUGAGCGGUACUCUCAGCGUCCAUUGGACGGCAAGCGACGUGCGGAUGGGGCCAAACGCAUGAAAUAUCUUCGACCUUCGGCCUCACAUUACGCCGAAACUGGAGGAGCACACUAUCUGCGUGACAAAAACAACGAGAUCUUGUACAAUGAGCCACACUUCCGUCCAGCCCAACAGAAGACCACUUCUACGACGACAACUGGGACACCAGCAACGACAACGACGACCACCACCAAACCGACGGUAAUGAUGACGACGACGACGACGACAUCAGCUCCGGUGACGACCUCAAGGAGUACGGCUUCUUACACAACCGGUGAAUCACCGCCACCGCUGAGUAAUCUGACCACCACUGAAUCGAUCACUUACUCAACGGCGAGAUCUGUUCCAACGGAAGCUGAAGACAAAGGAUCUUUAGGUGAUAGUCAGAGACAGACUAGUUCUGCGGCUCCUACUACCACUACUUCGACGUCAGAAAGAACUCUUGAUACUAAGGAUGUUCUUAUAAACAGUGUCGAUGGUAAUACCAUUCAACCAAGCAACGUAACCACGUCUGGUAAGGAAGACCCUCCUUUAACAUCUCCAGAGUCCAGUGAACCGGAAGCGGAGAAGAUAUCGUCGACACUGCGGUUAGCUGUUACGUCGAUCAAAUCACCGCUCGUGGAGCAGGAAACCCUCAAGCUUGCUGCCACUACGGAAAGCGAUGCAAGCGCUGUACUCGAGUCCACCAUCGUAAGUAAUCCGAAUGAUCGCGAAGAUGUGGAUGUAACGGAUGGACCGGGACAGCGAGAGGGAGAAGGAUUGGGAGUGGUUGAUAGCGAGGCUAACAGUAAGAAUGCGGCCGGUACAACGGUUCAACCGGAUCCGGUCCAUGAGAGUAGCAGUACGACUGCUCAGCUCCAGCAGAAGAUCCGUUUCGAAAGCAUUAAACCACAUACUAGUGCCUCAGCUAAGAAGCCGAUUGCCGAGGGACAACUGUUUCAGGAUACGACCCAAAAGGAGACACCCUCGGUGAACAUGCGUGGAGUUAACGCAUGCCCGGUAAAGGAAGAAGUGGUGGCACCAUUCUGGGCUAACAAUACUCGUGGCGAGGUACUCGCGCUGCUCAAUCUGUAUCCCUUUGAGCAGUACGUUCACUGGGAGAAGUGUACGCACGAGCUGAAGCAGAUGUACUGCAGGGAAGGAUGCCGCUGCGAGCAGCAAUAUCGUCUGCAUCGAUUACUGGCCUACGAUCCGCACAAUGAGUGUCGCGGCAUUUUCUCCGACUGGUUCCGGUUUCCGUCCUGCUGCAUCUGCAAAUGCUACGAUAUGCCGUUCGAUGUCCGUGUCACCUCGCGUAGCCCUCGCUCGCUGACGAAGGAAUCGAUCGAGCAAGUCGAGGGUGAACUACAGCAUGCCAUCUACGAGCACGCCACCGAUGAUUGGUAUCGACCGAAGGAUACUGAGGAUCACGAGUAAAAUAUGGGCCAGACCGCAUCCCUCUUCCCUUGCGAUCAUUAACGUUACAUGCUCCAUGAAAGGCUAGUGAUACGAAUGCGUGUGUGCGUGUGUAUGUGUGCGCGUGUGUGCGUGUGUAUGUUAUAUAUAGAGCGCUUACUGCCGACGUACUUACCGAUAGUGGUCCGAGACAAGUGUACUGAGGGUGUAGACCCGUGACGGCCCCUCUGUUGGUAUUUUUCUUCCAAAAUUCUAUAGGUCCUUCAUCGAUAGCGAACAAAUGGGCUAAGCAAGUAGCAUGUAAUAAUAAUGCUGAAUAUGGUUUCAAGAUUUUUAUGAUACAAUAAUAAUUAUAUCGUCAAUAAUAAUGAUAAUAGUAAACUACCGUCGAUGGUGUAAAGAUUUAUCUAGAUAUAUCUAGAUACGUAUAUAUAUAUAGAUAUAUGUAAAUGUAUAA